Molecule: messenger RNA, 1604 nt
Organism: Penaeus chinensis
Lineage: Eukaryota; Metazoa; Arthropoda; Malacostraca; Decapoda; Penaeidae
Gene: Ip259
Product: ribosome biogenesis protein NSA2 homolog
Exons: 6
Coding region: 267-1589 (440 amino acids)
Biological process (GO): translation; maturation of 5.8S rRNA; maturation of LSU-rRNA
Cellular component (GO): preribosome, large subunit precursor; nucleolus; ribosome
Molecular function (GO): protein binding; structural constituent of ribosome
Source: RefSeq, a predicted model, not a curated record
GUCAGAAUUCAUAGCGAGGGAGUCAUUUCUAUGAGAUUGAUCAUAUCGAGCGCCCACAAGUAAUGUAAAAGAACCAUCGUCCCAUCUCGCUCCUUCUCUCGCCUCGCUCAGCUCGAGGUAAGCGUGGUGACCGUGUCCACGGCAACAGCUGCAGCGCAGCUGCUUCAGGAGGACCUGCAUAGGUGAUUGUGACCACCGUGUGGGUUUGCAGCAGAGCUGAGCCUGCUGCACCAGUUUCUGCCUGAAGACCACUCACUCUAACCACAAUGCCGCAGAACGAGCAUAUUGAGCUUCACCAGAAGCGUCAUGGCCGGCGCCUGGAUUAUGAGACGCAUAUGCGGAAAAAGGCUGCAAGAGCACAUAAAGACCUUUCAUGGAAGGCACAGAAGUUGCAUGGAAUAAAGGGCAAGCUCUUUGGAAAAGAACGUCGGAAGGAGAAGAUUCAAAUGAAGAAGACCCUGAAAGCCCAUGAAGAGAAACUCAACAAAAAGAAGAAUAAGGAGGAAGUGCCAGAAGGUGCCAUUCCAUCUUAUCUCUUGGACCGUGAGGGUGAAUCGAGAGCCAAAGUCUUGUCUAAUAUGAUCAAACAGAAGAGGAAGGAGAAGGCCGGUAAAUGGGAUGUUCCCCUUCCAAAAGUUAGGGCACAGUCUGAAGCAGAAGUGUUCAAAGUUAUCAAGACCGGUAAGAGAAGAAAGAAAGCUUGGCAGCGAAUGGUGACUAAAAUUACUUACGUCGGUGACAAUUUCACAAGAAAGCCUCCCAAGUUUGAAAGGUUCAUAAGACCUAUGGCACUCAGAUUCAAGAAAGCUCAUGUUACACAUCCAGAACUGAAAGCAACAUUUUGCUUGCCCAUAAUUGGAGUGAAAAAGAACCCUAGUUCAACCAUGUACACAUCAUUGGGAGUGAUUACAAAGGGUACUGUAAUAGAAGUGAACAUUAGUGAACUGGGUCUUGUAACUCAGAGUGGUAAAGUUGUUUGGGGCAAGUAUGCCCAAGUUACAAAUAAUCCGGAAAAUGAUGGUUGCAUUAAUGCAAUUCUGUUGUUCUCUUGCACUAUUGACUUUAUAUUUGGACUAAUUAAAAAAUACAUGACUGAAGAAAUUUAUAUUUUUCAGACUGCCACCAUGCAGAUCUUCGUUAAAACCUUAACGGGGAAGACCAUCACCCUUGAGGUCGAGCCUUCAGAUACUAUCGAAAAUGUGAAGGCAAAGAUCCAGGAUAAAGAGGGAAUUCCCCCAGACCAACAGCGUCUUAUCUUCGCUGGCAAGCAACUUGAAGAUGGACGUACUCUGUCUGACUACAACAUCCAGAAAGAAUCUACUCUUCACUUGGUACUGCGCCUUCGUGGUGGUGCCAAGAAGCGCAAGAAGAAGAAUUACACUACCCCCAAGAAGAUUAAGCACAAGCAUAAGAAGGUUAAGCUUGCUGUGCUGAAGUACUAUAAGGUGGAUGAUAAUGGCAAGAUCACCCGCCAGCGCCGUGAGUGUCCCAGUGAGGAGUGUGGUGCUGGUGUGUUCAUGGCCAACAUGUUUGAUCGUCAGUACUGUGGAAGAUGCCACUUGACUUUCGUCUUCAAUAAGCCAGAAUAAAGUUGAUGGUAGUUA